ACGCCGCCACCUUCGCCUGGGAACCGCGACCGCUCCAUGAAGAGGGGAUCAGAUUUGCUCAUCGCGACCUACCUUGGGGGUUCAUUUUGUGUUGUUGGGUUGGAUGGGGAGAAGUGUCGAGCACAUGGUGCUUGCAGUUUGGUUUGUUCGUGUUGACAAUUUCUCUGUGGGGCGUUGCAGGGAAGAUGGGGGUCGAGGAGAGGCAGGCGCAGAAGAGCUCCUAGGAGGAGCAUCCCAAGAACCUCAUCGUCGAUGCCAUGAUGCUGGACUCCCGCGCUGUCAAUCUCGACAAGGGGCCACCUGUCGCUCUGGACAAGGGGGCUGCCCUAAGAAUGAAAGCAUUAAGGUAUGCAGUUGGAUAUUGCAUUCAGAGAGGCUCAAGCGAUAGCUGCAAGUAGUUCUACCUUGUGCCCAGUUUUCUUGUUCUUUUAGCUUACACUAAUGGAAGUCAAAAUAUCGUGGGACAUCCAGCUGAGCGAGAAGAUAGUGUUGCAUCAAGUUCAGUUUUUUUUGUCAUCAAGUUGUAGGCUGUGUGGUACAUCCAGCUGAGUGAGAAGACAAUACUGCACCAAGCGAGAAGAUAGUCCUGCAACAAGUUCAGUAUUUUAUAUCGCAGCUCUUGCGAUCGGCUUCCUGCUGGUGACCUGCUACCUUCUCUUGCAGCUCGUGCCAUCGGCUUCCUCGACGGCGAACGCUCGUGACCGUAGGAACCAUAUUGUAGAAACAUUUGCGUGGUUGAACAAUAGAUUUCAAAGUGUUUUAUGAAAAUUAUAGAGAGCUAUUGGAGCAUUGUCUUUUUUGGAUUUAUUAUUUUUAAAGAGAUCCCAAUACCCUUGUUUUGGAAGCUAUAACUUUGUGAGUUGAUGGAGAUGCUUUUACUAA
Molecule: messenger RNA, 882 nt
Organism: Zea mays
Lineage: Eukaryota; Viridiplantae; Streptophyta; Magnoliopsida; Poales; Poaceae
Product: Phosphoethanolamine N-methyltransferase 3
Source: RefSeq, marked validated